AUGGCGAAACAUACGUCAAUACCUGGGAAAAUUUUAAAACUGAAACGGGAGAAGCCGAAGCCCGAGUGGAAGGUCAGCGACAGUGAAAAUGCAAUGGACCAAUUGAUGGAUCUCUUCGUGAAGGGAUCUGGGAAGACUCUGAACAAAAAUGCCAACUUUGAUUAUCUUGCAUACUUGUUUGCAGACAUCGCCGGGCACCCAGAUGGAAGAAAGCACUUCAUUGAGGCACAGGCUUAUGACAACGUCAUACCGCUUACGAAACUGAUAGUAUUUACUGAGCACGAAUCAUUAGUACGCAGAAAAGGAGUCGCCUCGACCAUCAAGAACUCCCUGUUCGACAUCUCCUCGCACCAGACGCUUGUAUCGGAGUCUUCUGUGAAUCUGCUGCCUUAUAUCCUUCUACCACUUAUGGGAUCCGAAGAGUAUCCAGAAGACGAGUCGCUUAGUAUGCCGGCUGAAGUUCAGCUAUUACCUCCAGACAAGAAAAGGGAAGCCGACAGUUCAAUCAUUGCGACGCACUUAGACAGUAUUGUACUGUUGACUACGACUCGCGAGGUUAGAGAGCUGCUAAGGGAGCUGCAGGUAUAUCCGAUUGUUCGGGAAGUUCAUCUAGCAGUGGAAGACGAUGAUGUCCGAGAUAUCUGCGAGAGGAUCGUCAAUGUAUUGAAACGUGAUGAGGCAGACCCUUCGAAACUAGAUGGUCCGAGGGUGCAAGAGCUUGAAGAUGAAGAUGGCGUUAUUGACCUUGUCUAA
Messenger RNA from Orbilia oligospora ATCC 24927, 753 nucleotides. RefSeq lists its product as uncharacterized. The record is from RefSeq and is a predicted model, not a curated record. The transcript is spliced from 3 exons. Lineage: Eukaryota; Fungi; Ascomycota; Orbiliomycetes; Orbiliales; Orbiliaceae. The coding region runs from base 1 to 753 and encodes 250 amino acids.